ACAUUUCUCAGCUUCCUCUGCACUUCCGGCUUUCACCGCAGAGGCAACAGACUGAACGUCAACAAGAUGCGAUAGUUUAACUUCCCCGAUGAGCUGUGAUCAGUGACAGCGGUGUUAACAGCUUCCAGGUUCUCCUCCUGCUUCUGUAAAUGUCACAUCUCUGUACCGGAGGCGUUUGGCACUAAAUCAAAACGAACCAUGCAGUUCUCCCCGACCAACGGAGACUUCACGUUCGUCUCUUCGACGGAGGCUGAAGAGCUCAGCGGCACCAUCAGUGCCCCGGAUAUUAAGCUGAACGUGGGCAGCGAGGGCGGUAAAGAUCCAUAUGCCACCACCUUCCUGAGGCAGCGAGGCUACGGCUGGCUGCUGGAGGUGGAGGAGGACGACAGUGAAGAGAGCAAACCUCUUCUGGAGGAGCUGGACAUUGACCCGAAGGACAUCUACUACAAGAUUCGAUGUGUGCUGAUGCCGAUGCCGUCGCUGGGUUAUAACCGGCAGGUGGUCAGAGACAACCCGGACUUCUGGGGCCCUCUCGCCGUGGUGCUGCUCUUCUCCAUGAUCUCCAUCUAUGGACAGUUUAGGGUUGUGUCUUGGAUCAUCACCAUCUGGAUAUUUGGAUCACUGACAAUCUUCCUGCUGGCUCGUGUCCUCGGUGGUGAGGUUUCCUUCGGCCAGGUUCUCGGCGUGAUCGGAUAUUCCCUCCUUCCCCUCAUCGUUAUAGCCCCUGUGCUCUUAGUGAUCGGAGGGUUCGAGGUAGUUUCUACACUAAUCAAACUGUUCGGAGUGUUCUGGGCUGCUUACAGCGCCGCUUCCCUGCUCGUCGGAGAUGAAUUCAAAACGAAGAAGCCCCUUCUCAUUUAUCCCAUUCUCCUUUUGUACAUCUACUUCCUGUCAUUAUAUACUGGUGUGUGACUGGAUGAAGUGAAACUGGACCUUUUCAUGGACACUGACCCUGCUGUGAGGAGGAGGAGGAGGAGGAGGAGGAGGAGGAAGGGGUCAAACUACAGAACCAGGAUUCUUUUCUUUUUUUUAAAUUUUUUUUUUUUUUAAAAGAUGUUUAUUUCUUUUUUUAACUAUUAAAUAGUAGACGGUGGAGAUGUUAGGAAUAUAUAACAAUGUAUAUAGUUUUGUCCCUCAUGUCUUCGGUCAAUAAAAUGCAUAUGCUUUAACAGCUGAAACGUCAGGAUGCAGACAGGAAAAAGACCCAGUGUUCUAUAUUCAUUUAGUGGUGUCUUUUUUAAUAUAUUCUGGAUCCAACUGAAGUGUGGUGCCAAAUGUGUGGCGUUGAUGCUGAAGGAAGAGACAGUGGAGCUUAAUGUUCUAAAUUGUUGUACUAUGAGUGUCCAUCCUUACUUUUUAUUUUUCACAGGCUCGUUUUCUUAGUUUGUGUAUUUUAGCAGCAGAAGCAAGUGGACCUUGGCAGUUAGGGGGAUUUAACCCAGUGUCUGCUCAAUGUGGUGCCUUGUUUUCACACCUCGAGUCCUGUUUGCCAGCCGUUUAAUACAGGAAUAUAAUCAUUUGAUCAACAAUUACAGUAAAUUCAUAGUUAUUUGGCACUUAAA
Messenger RNA from Cyclopterus lumpus (lumpfish), 1562 nucleotides. RefSeq names its product Yip1 domain family, member 4 (gene yipf4). The record is from RefSeq and is a predicted model, not a curated record. Gene Ontology annotation, biological process: vesicle fusion with Golgi apparatus; endoplasmic reticulum to Golgi vesicle-mediated transport. Gene Ontology annotation, cellular component: membrane; trans-Golgi network. The transcript is spliced from 6 exons. The coding region runs from base 199 to 912 and encodes 237 amino acids. NCBI's taxonomy places the organism in Eukaryota, Metazoa, Chordata, Actinopteri, Perciformes, Cyclopteridae.